UUCUCCAACUUCGUUGUUUUUCUUCCUCCACGUGGAUUGUCAUUACGAAAACGAACGGUUUUCUAAAUUUUGGUACUAAAAGAACAUACUACGAAAGAGGUACCACUAAUCGUGGCGUCCAUUCGUUUGCAUACCUUCGAGUGCGUGACUGCGUUUACCACUGUCCAACAUGGCCGACCCAGCGAACGGAUUGCAAUGGAUGAACCUGUCAUAUGCAGCUGUCAAACACAAACUGACAAUCAGCAACAAACAUAAAGAACAAGAAGCAACAAAGCAUACGAAACGUUCUGGUUUUGCGGAUGUUGAAAGUGAUAAAUAAAACGCCUAAAAUCGUGCUUACACGGCUCAAAAUUGAUCCAUAAUGGCCUGUAAACAUUGCUUAACGUAGUGGCACAAUAGAUAGGACAACUCGUUACUUGAGAAGUGGCUCGCUGGCACCGCGUAUCAAUAGCACGGUGCUCCGUAUAAUUCCUGUUUGGACCUGUUGUAUCUUGUUGUUGCUGAAGUGGACCGUUCUGGUGCUGCAAGGGCAAACCCAUUUCUGCUCUGCCGUGGACGGUUAAUUGCAGCAGGAAGAUCCACCGAUAGUGCCAAAUUAAACCGCAGCAAAGUUGUGCCAAACCGAACGCGGACCUAACUUUUGAAAUCAACUGCAGUUGUUUACCUUCAGCCGGUGGUCCGAGCUAGCGCAAGGUGCCAGAAGUUGCAUUGUGGCACAACCGAUUAUGUGGUAGAAGAUGUAUCCUUAUACAUAGCAGCAACCGUUUUCAGCAUGAUUGAAGUGUUUACCACGCGAAUUGGCAGAUCCUGUGUUACCAAACGAUAGAAACGGAUCGAUAGCAUUGCGUGUAGUUAUUGUUAUUGAAAUUCACACCAUCGGCACCACGUUGAUCGGAUCCCAUCGAGAGCAAUAGUUCGGGGAUCGCGUAUGCACACUAACUCCAAUAAACUAUCACCAUGGGCAGCUGCUUGACAUGCUUUCGUACACCGCCAAAUGUCAAUGUUUCCACCGCAGCUGGUAUUCCGCCAAAUGUUGGGGGAACGACCCACGAUCCUACCCUGACGUACACCGAGACGGACGUAAUUGGUCAUGAAACAGACGAUCUCCUGCCCGUUAGUGUAACCGGACAUCGUAUGGGCCAUGGAGAGAAACGUACCGGAGGAAGCUUUAAAAAAUCGACUGUCGGUGGAAUGCUGAACGGAAAUAUUUCGUCCGCACUGACAGGCAGCGGGCCGAUCGGUGGUGUUGGCGGAAUGAUCAGUUCGACCGGUGGUUUACUGUCGGAAAACAUGAACAACAAUGGAACGGGCAGCAAGGAACUGUGCGGCAGUAUGGGCGGUCCACAAAUAUUGCUGUCGGAUAAUGAUUUGAACAAAUUGUUCGAAAGCUAUAAGGACGCACAGGAAGACGCAAUACUGUCGGAAGGUAUCGAGCGACUGUGCGGUGACCUCGGUUACAAGCCGGACGAUUUUGCGAUCCUUGUGCUCGCGUGGCGCCUAGACGCGAGCCAGAUGUGUCAGUUUACGAAAGCCGAAUUCAUCCAGGGCCUACAGCGAAUGAAUGCGGCCAGCAUCGAAGACAUUCGGGCCCGGCUGCAGCAGAUCGUGGAACGGCUGCGGACGGACAGUACGGAGGACUUCAAAUCACUGUACCGGUUUACCUUCCGCUUCGGUCUAGAGCCGGGCCAUCGGAUACUUUCCCUGGACAUGGCUAUCAGCUUGUGGCGGCUCGUGUUCACCGUCCACACGCCGGACAUUCUGCAGCGCUGGUUAGAUUUUCUAGAGCAGCACCAACACAUCAGGGGCGUCCCGAAGGAUACCUGGAACAUGUUUUUGAACUUUGUGGAAACCUGUGAUAUCGAAAAUUACGAUGACACCGAGGCGUGGCCAAGUCUCUUUGACGAUUUCGUGGAUUAUGAACGGGAACGGACGGGGCGGAUUGCAAAGGUCAAGGACGACAGUGGCGGAGAACCGCCACCGGAUCAUUCCGACUACCACGGCUCAUAGUAUUUUGCUAGCAUUUUUAUUAUUUAUUGAAUUCAUCGUAUCAUGCGAAAACAUCCGCCGCAUUACCGGACUAGCGGAGAAAGAAGCCGAAUUUUACAACCACGGAUUACGUGGAAAUAGUGCUUUACACAAGUAGCUGCAAACUUGACGUUAUGUUAUGGUUUCACUUUUUAUGCGUUCAAUACAUACGACUCUUCCAGGCGAUUUUUACAUCAGUAAUACGUUUUACCGAUCCUCAAGCGUAUAGUAUUGAUUGGUGUAAAGAAUUAAGGUACACAUUAAUGCAGGAGGCGGAAGUUAGCAUAAAGAGAAGUCGACGAAAAUUUAAAACAAAACCCCCCUAGAAGACAAAUUCGAUCGUUUGUUGUUGAAAUUUAUCUCGUUGUACAAGUUUUAGGGUAAAAGCGAUGCGAAAUUCGCUUUCGGUGCAACCACGGUGUGUGGAAUGUUUGCGUGUUUUUGUGAUUGCAACCAAAUUAGUAGCAAAACGCGAUGUAACAGAACUUUCCGAAGAAGUUUGUAAAACAAAAAUCACACACGUAGCGAAAACGACGAAUCACGAAAAAUUCUAGAGACAAAUAUUUAUGUAGAAAGCUAAAUGGCUGUAGCGCAUAAGCCGCAAAAGAUCGCUGUGAGGCGAGUGUACUGAGUAUAUAGAUAAAAGAAUAGGAAAGAAAUCCAAACCCCAUUAAGCUGCUGGCGCGAUUGGUUCGCGUGAGAAAUUAAACGCAGCAAACGAAAAGCCGAGAAGCCGAGGAUCAAUGUGAUUAAUUCAUACUAUUAGUGCACGGUUUUAUUUUUCGGUUUUCCAAGCGUGCUAUCUAAUAAGCAUUAGUAUAAAAUGCAGCUACGUUCGAUUGCAAUAUGGUACUGGAGGAUGGAGCAUUUCCUUGGCGGCUGCGUGUGAGUAACUGAUGACUAACUAAAUCGCAACGGCGGAUUGGCGGAUAUCAAAACUAAGUGUAAUUAUCGCAUUAACUCUAAACGGUUUUGAAAUAAAGGAAGCAAGCCUAUCACUAUCUUA
Anopheles funestus (African malaria mosquito) is the source of this 3031-nucleotide messenger RNA. RefSeq names its product DCN1-like protein 3 (gene SCCRO3). Gene Ontology annotation, biological process: protein neddylation; positive regulation of ubiquitin-protein transferase activity. The transcript is spliced from 3 exons. NCBI's taxonomy places the organism in Eukaryota, Metazoa, Arthropoda, Insecta, Diptera, Culicidae. Gene Ontology annotation, molecular function: cullin family protein binding; ubiquitin-like protein binding; ubiquitin conjugating enzyme binding. The record is from RefSeq and is a predicted model, not a curated record. Gene Ontology annotation, cellular component: ubiquitin ligase complex. The coding region runs from base 958 to 2007 and encodes 349 amino acids.